Molecule: messenger RNA, 3844 nt
Organism: Lingula anatina
Lineage: Eukaryota; Metazoa; Brachiopoda; Lingulata; Lingulida; Lingulidae
Product: transient receptor potential cation channel subfamily A member 1
Biological process (GO): monoatomic ion transmembrane transport
Cellular component (GO): membrane; transmembrane transporter complex
Molecular function (GO): protein binding; monoatomic ion channel activity
Source: RefSeq, a predicted model, not a curated record
AAAGAUGUUUUCUUGGUUUUCAGGAAGAAAGACCUCUGCAAAAAUCGCUGGUGUGAAGGAAGUCAAAAUAAAUAUGUUGGCUGAAGAAAGGGGUUUGACAUUAGAAAUGACCAAGCCACCGACAGGGCCACCCGUUCAUGAUGACAACUUCAGCGGAGCCGUAUGUCAUAUGCGAGACAGUCCUUUUAGAAUAUUAAAGGUCGCCAAAUCUGGUAAUAUUGAAGCAUUUGAACGUCUUUUCUAUGAAGAUGAGUCGCGAUUGUUUCUCAAAGAUGCCAAAGGUCAGACAGUUAUGCACCACGCAGCCUCCAAGGACAGGAUUGUUAUUAUGGACUUCAUCUUGGACCAUGGCGGAGAUAUUAAUGCCAAGGAUUGUAAGGGAAACACACCUCUCCACGUCGCUGUCGAGCUGACAGCGACGGCCAGUAUUGACUACCUUAUCUACCAUGGCGCCGACACUACCAUCCUGAACGCUGAUCUCAUGGCACCCAUUCACUAUGCCGUAGACCUGGGGAACGUGGCAUCGUUAAAGACAGUUAUGCACCACGCAGCCUCCAAGGACAGGAUUGUUAUUAUGGACUUCAUCUUGGACCAUGGCGGAGAUAUUAAUGCCAAGGAUUGUAAGGGAAACACACCUCUCCACGUCGCUGUCGAGCUGACAGCGACGGCCAGUAUUGACUACCUUAUCUACCAUGGCGCCGACACUACCAUCCUGAACGCUGAUCUCAUGGCACCCAUUCACUAUGCCGUAGACCUGGGGAACGUGGCAUCGUUAAAGGCUCUGAUUAGCCAUCCGGAAGUGGACAUCGCUUUGGGUGGGGAAAACGACGGUACUGCCCUCCACUAUGCUGCCGCCAAGGACGACGAGAAAUGUGUGGAAUUGCUGUUAGAGCACAAGGCCCCGCUGUGCAAACACGACAGCAUCGGACUGUACCCUAUCCAUGUGGCAGUGAAAAAUGCGUCAGCCAAGUCUGUGGACGUGCUUGUGGAACAUGCUGAGAAGAACGGUUACACCCGGUCGCAGUUGAUGUCUUUUAUGGACAAAAAGAAGAACAUGGCGCUCCACUCUGCCGUUAAUGCGGCAAAUCUUAAGGCCGUGCAGGUGUGUCUGGCUGCGGGUGCUGACAUUGAUGCCCAACAGGAAGACAAAUCCACUCCCAUCCACCUCGCAUGUGCCCAGGGUGCUAUGGAUAUGGUGAAGCUGAUGUUUGAGAAACAACCAGAAAAGAAGCACAUAUGUAUCAAGGCCAAGGACGUCAACGGAAUGACGCCACUCCACAAGGCGGCCAUGUUUGAUCAUUUUGAACUUGCAAAAUACCUAGUAGAAGAGGGUGCCUGGGUGGAUGAGUCAGACAAGGAUGACAGGUCGCCAUUGCUGCUGGCUGCCUCGAGGUACUCGUGGCGCACCGCCGUGCUACUUUUGGAGAAGAAAGCGAAAAUAACCCUAAAAGAUAAAGAUAACAGAAAUUUCCUCCAUCUCGCAAUAGCUAAUGGCGCAAGACUGGAGGACUUCCCUUGCCAAUCUGUCAUGUGUUCGACAGACCUGAAAAUGCUAUUGAACGAUAAGGACGAGCUCGGCUGCACUCCUCUACACUAUGCCUCCAAGGAGGGUCAUCUGGCCUCUCUGGGCAGCCUGCUACAGCACGGGGCCUCCGUAAUUGUGAAAAAUAACCAGAAGGAAUCGGCCCUGCAUUUUGCCGCAAAGUACGGGCGAUUCAAUACUUGUCUUCAACUACUGAACAGUCCUGAGGGUCACAAUAUCAUCAACGAAACAGACCAAUAUGGGAAGACAGCGCUCCAUGUAGCUUGCUGCAGUGGCCACACCAAAGUUGUGCAGCUUCUUCUACAGAAGGGAGCGCUUGUAUCGGGAUGUCAUAUGGGGUUUACACCUCUCCAUCUUGCGGCCAAAAAUGGGUAUACCCAAACGAUGAAGCUGUUACUUGGCAUGCACUCACAUCUUUUAAACUUGCCCAACUCAGAAGGGAAUACCGUCCUACAUAUCGCCGCUUUGUACGGCCAGCCUGCUGCGGUAAGCCUAUUGUUGACUGAAGAGGCGGACAUCACUCACAGAAAUAACGACGACAUGACUUUCUUCGAUGUGGCCAUUGCUAAUAAGCAAAAGGAAGUGGCGCACGCUAUUGUAACACACAAAAGAUGGCAUGAUUGUAUGCACCUUCGUUCAGAAUACCAUGGGUGCCCUGGCAUGGGGAUGAUUAUCAACUUACCAGAUAUAUUUGAAGUCGUUUUAAACCAGUGCGUUACCCCAGUUGGCAAAGAUAUCAAAUCUAAAGAGUUUCACAAACACUACGACUUUAGCUAUCUGCAGCUACCGAUGGACUAUGUAAAGAAACUGAGAGAAAAUGGAACCAGCUACACACCACUUAUGUCUCUAAAUAUGAUGGUGAAGCACAAUCGUGUUGGGCUCCUGUCACAUCCACUGUGCUUGCAGUACUUGAGCAUGAAAUGGCAGGCAUAUGGAGGUUGGAUACACAUGUUUGUGCUGUUCCUUUACAUCCUCUUCCUUGCGGCUUUGACGUCACACGUCACGUACAUUCGCCCAAUGGAUCAUGACGACCCGUGGGCACAUUUUGGAGUUAACAGAACCAACGAGACACGAUACUGUAGCAGGUUUUGCCAGUCCCUUAAGUCAGGGUAUCAAGUAGCACCAUUCCAUAGGAUAGGUUUACUGUACAUUCUUGUGUUCUGUGCUCUCAACAUCAUCAAGGAAAUUUUUCAAGUAAUUCAACAGAGAGCAAAAUACUUCAUAGACUGGGUGAACUAUAUGGAGUGGAUUCUCUAUGUCACGGCAGGCAUAUUCGUCGGCCCGUACAUCUUCGAAAUUAACCUGCAUUAUCAGUGGGAAUGCGGAGCCAUCGCCAUUUUCUUAGCUUGGUUCAACCUACUUUUACAUCUCCAAAGAUUUGACGUGUUUGGCAUCUACGUUGUCAUGUUCUUAGAAAUCACGAAGACGCUGAUACAAGUGUUUGUAUUGUUUAUGAUUCUGAUCGUUGCCUUUGGACUGUGCUUCUACAUAUUGCUAUCUGAAGAAAACAACAGGUCUUUCGUGACACCAGAAAUAUCCCUUUUCCGCACCAUAAUAAUGAUGCUGGGAGAAAUCGACUCCAUCAAUUCCUUUGUCGAGCCUCUGACAGACGACUCUCCUAUCACCCAGCACUUUGGGGGUCUUACCGUGUUUUUUGUCAUCGUGUUUGUGUUACUGAUGCCCAUCCUCCUCAUGAAUCUACUGAUCGGUUUGGCCGUUGGGGACAUCGACACCGUGCAGAGGAACGCGUCCUUGAAGCGACUGGCCAUGCAGGUGGACCUGCACACGGAACUGGAGCUGAAACUGCCACAAAGAAUACUAGAGUGGGUGGACAAAAAGGAUUUGGAUAUUUACCCGAAUUCAAGACGGAAUAUGUUCAAAAGGUUUUGGAGCCGGGUUUCCGAUACAAGUUCUAACGCAGAGGGCUGCACGAGUGGCUCAUCCACUGCUGUUUGCGGCAGGUCCAUACAUGAAGAACUUCAGAAACAAAAAGCCAGGUUGAAAGACAUUUCAAGCAAUCUUGAUAAACAACAUGAGCUCAUUCGCCUGAUCGUUCAGAAGAUGGAAAUUAAAUCAGAGGCAGACUACAGGGACGAGGGUGUGCCCACUAAUCGAGACCCCGCAUAUGCCCUGAGAUCGAAUUUUCAGUGGCUGUCCUCAAAUAUGCGCGAAAAGGUCGCCCAGGCAACAGUGGUUUCAAAGUGGGUGCGAAGUAUGAGCAAAGAGGAAAAUGUUUUGGACAGAAGUAAAGAUGCUUCAUCCGAGCCAACUAAAGAAGAGAAAGAAGAGAAAGAAAAGUAG